AUGCUGAAUGAACAAAGCAAAGAGACAUGGAAGUUGAAACCGAGGGCCGGGGCGGCCAAGUCAUUGAUGUAUGUGGUUGUUAUGAUCUUGUUUUUGACGAGUUUUUGGAACAAGAGUGGUAACUUGUGGUCUAGGUUCUUUAUGAAGUCCAGUCCCAUUAACUACCAACGCAUCGUCGUUGAGGAUGCGCUGCAAACAGCUACAGCAGAUGAGCUAGCGGCAUUAGGAUUGAGUCGGGAUUCGCCUGUCAAGAUUCUGCAUCUUCCAAACGGAAAGUCAAAGACUUUGCAUGGAAGAUUCCUUCACAUUACAGAUAUCCAUCCAGACCCAUUAUACGAGGUGGGUUCGUCAGCAUCGGAAAUGUGCCACAGAGGCAAGCCCGACAGAAAGAACGAUUUUGCCACCAAGUUUGGCGUGGCAAUGAAUGGCUGCGAUAGCUCCAUGGAGCUCAUGGAACAUACUCUGAAAUGGAUUUACGACAACUUGAGGGACGAGAUUGACUUUGUGGUAUGGACGGGCGACAAUAUAAGACACGAUAACGAUCGGAAAAAUCCCAGAACUGAAUCACAGAUAUUCGAUUUGAAUGCCCAAAUGGCUCAAAAGUUCGAAAAAAUGUUCAGAAAUCCCAACAGCAUAGACCCUCGCAACUUUGACGUAGAUGUGGUGCCUAGUUUGGGUAACAAUGAUGUAUUCCCCCACAACCUUUUUUCAUUAGGCCCAACUCUGCAAACGCGGGAGAUCUACAAUAUGUGGGGGAACUUCAUUCCUCAAGAGCAACAGAGGGCUUUCGCUAGAGGAACCUCUUUUUUUGUUGAGGUGAUUCCUGGGAAGUUGGCAAUUUUAUCCAUUCAAACCUUGUACCUCUAUAAGGCCAACCCUCUUGUUGAUACAUGUGACUCCAAGAAAGAGCCAGGUUAUCAGCUUUUAUUGUGGUUGGGCUAUGUUUUAGAGGAAUUACGGAGUCGAAACAUGAAGGUCUGGCUUACUGGUCAUGUUCCGCCCUUAGAGAAGAACUACGAUGGAAAUUGCUUCCAUAAAUUCACUCUUUGGACUAACGAGUACCGUGAUAUCAUAAUUGGCGGCUUAUAUGGGCACAUGAAUAUGGACCAUUUUGUUCCUGUCGAUCGCAAGAGGUCUUGGAAGGCCGUUACAGGGUCUAAAAAAGCGAGCGGGAAAGCGUUAGUUGGUGACACGGCAGAUGAUUCUCUGGGCGUAUUGGAUAGUGCUGUUGAAGCUAGUGGUUUACGCAUAAUGGGUGCAAAACCCGUGAACAAGGAAGCAUACAUGAAUACCGUUCGUGAAAUGUACUAUAAAAAAAUAGCCUCAAGAUUAGGCGUACGGAUGAACAAGAAAGGCAAAAAAGGUAGAACAGACAGAAAAAGUGGAAAUGGUGACCGUUACAGUAUCGUCAACGUUGCUGGGUCAGUUAUUCCAACUUUCAAUCCUGCUUUUAGAGUGUGGGAAUACAAUAUUAGCGGAUUGGAUGUUGAAUAUCAAAGCAAAGAUUUUCAAAGUCAAGGAUGGGGAGCAUUUUUUGAAGAGCUAGAAAUCAAGAUGGAGCGCGACUUACAGGAAGAUAAUAUUUUCUCAGGUUGGAGGCGAACAUUUAGUGAUAGCCGAAGAACCGACAAAACGAUACCUCGGAAGAUGCCCUCUGAUUUAGCUCUGGGACCUGCCUACACUCCACAACUCUUUUCGCCUACUCGGUUCAUCCAAUAUUACGCAGAUCUUGCAAGCAUUGAGAAGAAAUAUAAAAAGGCACUGAAAAACGGUUUAGGGGAGGAAGAGGCAGCAGUGGAAGCCUUCAGUUACGGGAUAGAAUAUUGUUCGGAUGACCAGCCAUACGCAAUGAAAUCCUUAUUGACCAAAGACUAUAUUGACUUGGCUGUGAAAUUAGCAGAUAAUGAUAAGCUGUGGGAAAAGUUUACCGAAAGGGCAUUCAUUUCCACAGAUUACACAGAUUAG
Molecule: messenger RNA, 1965 nt
Organism: Lachancea dasiensis
Lineage: Eukaryota; Fungi; Ascomycota; Saccharomycetes; Saccharomycetales; Saccharomycetaceae
Source: the annotation of a GenBank genome assembly